ACUCAUUUGCGUAAUGAAAAAUUACAUCUUCAUAUGCAAAAGGUGAUUUUUGUGAUCCUUGCCUUGAGGCACUCUUACCGGUUAGAGGGUUAAAGCGAUAUCGGCUGAAAAACAGGUAAAGCAUUAAAUAUUUACUUUUAAUAAAGUUUUACAUGUGUCAAUAAAUUUACUUUUGUUUUGAAAGGUUCUUUGCGCUUUGCGAUUCUACGCCACGGGAUGUUAUCAACGGCCUGUAGGGGAACAAUUGGGAAUUUCACUAACUCAGUAAUCUACCAGCCGCUGCAUACACAAGGUAACCGAACCCAUCAAUAGCCGCUUUUUCUUGUCGGAAGUGAAGUUCCCCAUGACCAAAAUAGAACGUCAAGCUGCCAAGGAAGCGUUUUCCUUAGCUCCUGCGCCUUUCGUCGGAGGAACCAUCGGGGCGAUCGACUGCACCCACAUAUCCAUUUUGGGUCCUAAAGAUAAUGAGGAAGCAUACGUCAAUCAUCAUGGAUAUCAAUCCAUAAAUGUGCAAAUGAUAUGUGACCCAAAUCUUAAAAUCCUUAACGUGAAUGCCAGGUAUCCGGGAGCCCGACAUAACUCCUAUAUUUGGAGCUCUUCCGCUGUGCGACAAGUCAUGCAGCGAGCUUUUGAAAAUGGAAACCGCAAUAUAUUUUUAAUUGGGUGUUCUGGAUACCCAUUAGAGCCACGGCUCAUGACUCCUUUACCCAACCAGCCAGAAGGGUCACCAAAAUUUCGGCACAAUGAAGCGCUCUGCAAGGCACGGAACCCGAUUGAGAGACUCUUUGGCGUCCUAAAAGGAACUUGGCGAUGCUUAUCACAACAAAGGAUUCUGUUAUAUGACCCCGCUUUCGCUGGUAAAGUCGUUAACGCGUGUGCAGCCCUUCACAACAUUCGUUUGAGUGAGCGGUCAAUUAGCGAUCCUAUUGAAAAUUUUUCAACAGAUUUUGAGAAUUCGGACAGAAUUUUCGAAAGCCCAAAUGCAUCAUGUUCCACUGCAAAACGUGUACAAGAAAGAUUGAUGACAAACUUCUUUUCCUAAAAUUUGUAUGAUUACACUUCUAAGAGUUCAAAAAAUUAAAGCUUAGAAUCAAAUAUUUAUAAGUACAUACUUUAUUAAAAAUGUAAAUAUCACACGCUAUUUUUGCUUAAUCGUAUAUUAACAUUAAUCACACUAGAUCAUAAGCUUUUAAAGAAGGUAUAACCUCUAUUCUGCUCAUUUCUUAUGUUAAAUUUUCCCCUCAAUCCAAAUAUGCAGUCAGGGAUUUA
Molecule: messenger RNA, 1269 nt
Organism: Rhagoletis pomonella (apple maggot)
Lineage: Eukaryota; Metazoa; Arthropoda; Insecta; Diptera; Tephritidae
Product: putative nuclease HARBI1
Exons: 3
Coding region: 344-1042 (232 amino acids)
Source: RefSeq, a predicted model, not a curated record